AUGUAGGGUGCGAAAGAAGUUCAACAUACAUGCACGGCUAAAAUAUUGUGCUCAGUUUGAAAAUGAGGCAGUACAGCGAGUAGGUUUUAAACAGGCUAUUGGUGCGCGUUUGAGGCUUUCUUAUCUUCCUUUAAUGUUGACAAUUUGAAUACAUUAAACUUGAAGUUGGAAUAAAUAGAGCAGAGAGCCCCACAUCCAUCGGACCUGACUUCUUCAUUGCCCAGCACCAGGGCCCCUCCGGUUCAGUUGCACCACCUGCACAUUCGGUAGCCACUUCACUGGAGCCGACCCACGCCUCGUUCCCGAGUCACCUGUCACGGGUGACGUGAUACUGCUAAUGCGAUUACGGGAGAGCUGCGCCUCCUAACCCGGCUCAGCCCCAAUUUACAAAUCUCAGGGCGACCUUGACUAUAUCCACCUCGACCACCAGCCCGACCAAUCAGGGCUGUCACCCCCUAGCAACCUACGCACGAUGAUGGCACAGGGCGAGGGAGGGACCCAUCUCCACACCGGGCAGAAGGGGGUCUCGGCCGCCGCGCGAGUCGGAGCAGGCGACUAGCGACUCGGGGACUUGGGGGAAGCUUGGAUCAUGGAUGGAAACGCGGCGAUCGGGACUCUAUGGGAGGACAGAGAAGUCCGCUUCGAUGUCUCGCCGCAGCUGAUGAAGCCCCGAGCCGGAGAGCUCGUCCUGGACACGAUGGAGUCCGUGGAGGACACCAAGGGGAACAAUGGAGAGAGUGGGAGGCUGGUGGUCACCAACUUGCGCGUGCUCUGGAAUUCGCAUUCCUUCUACCGCAUCAACCUGACCAUCGGCUUCAACUGUGUCAUGAGCAUCGAGAAGCGCAUGGUGAACUCGAAGCUGCGCGGACACACCGAGGCGCUGUACAUCCUCACCAAGUGUGGAAACACUCGCUUCGAGUUCAUCUUCACGAACCUGGAGUCGGGCAGCCCGCGGCUCUUCACCUCCAUCAUCACCGUGUGCAGGGCGUACGGAACGUCCAAGAUGUACCGGGACCUGAAGCUGCGCGCAGCCAUCGUCAGCGACGGGAACCUGCGGCUGCUGCCCGGAGAAGAGCUGUGCCGGCGGUUGGAUGGGGUGUGGAACCUGUCCAGCGAGCAGGGCAACCUGGGUAGCUUCUUCAUCACGAACAUUCGAGUCGUGUGGUUCGCAGCCAUGAACAUGUGCUUCAACGUCAGCAUCCCCUUCCUGCAAAUCCGAUCCGUGAAGCUCCGGGACUCAAAGUUUGGAGCCGCCCUCGUCAUUGAGUGCACACAGCAGAGUGGCGGCUACGUGCUGGGAUUCCGUGCCGACCCCCCCGACCUCAUGCGCACGUUGUCGCAGGAGCUGCAGAGCCUGCACCGCGUCUUCGCAGCAAAGCCCGACAUGGGUGUGCGCUUCCACAUGGAGGAGAUGCCGGCUCCACUGGAGAAAGUGACGGAGGUGCAGGAGGACGAUGACCUGAAGCUGGAGCCUGGGUUCUCCAAAAGCGAUGCUCACACGGCUUACUUUGCUGAUGAGAACAAGCCCAGGGACCGUGAGGUGGUCUUCUCCACCGAGCUGGGCCUCGCCAUCGAGAAACUGCGAGACGGUUUCACCCUGCAGGGCCUCUGGGACGCAACGGCGUGAGGGCUCCGGCGCCAGCUCGCACUCAUUGCACACACAAUGUGCGUGCCGCAAGUGAACCGCAACACCUUUGCUGAGCUCGUCAACGAGCAUAAACCAUCACGCGAACUCCCGUCAUCCUCGCAGCGGCUUUUGGCUGGCCAUCGCUUAAAGACGGU
This is a messenger RNA of Petromyzon marinus (sea lamprey), 1782 nucleotides long. It is a transcript of the gene BBS5, whose product is annotated as Bardet-Biedl syndrome 5. The record is from RefSeq and is a predicted model, not a curated record. Gene Ontology annotation, biological process: intracellular transport; cilium assembly. Gene Ontology annotation, cellular component: ciliary basal body; BBSome. Gene Ontology annotation, molecular function: phosphatidylinositol-3-phosphate binding. Lineage: Eukaryota; Metazoa; Chordata; Hyperoartia; Petromyzontiformes; Petromyzontidae.